AUGGCGAAGAUCAAAUCUAUCGAAUACUUCCGGGUAAAGCCUCGCUGGCUUUUCGUUAAAGUCACUGAUGAUGAGGGCAAGUUUGGCUGGGGUGAAGGAACCCUCGAAGGCCAUUCUCUGGCUGUAGAGGGCGCGUUGGACGAGAUCAUCGUUCGUCUCAUUGGGCUUGAGGCAGAUGAUAUCGAGCAUAUUUGGCAAUUGAUUUGGCGACUGGGCUUCUACCGCGGCGGCCCUGUCUUCAUGUCUGCAAUGGCUGGCAUUGAUAUCGCGCUAUGGGAUCUCAAGGGCCGUCGAUUGGGAGUCCCCGUUUACCAGCUGCUGGGCGGCAAGGUGCGAUCCAAAGUGCAGGUCUACGCCUGGAUUGGAGGCGAUCGACCCAGUGACGUUGAGGCUGCUGCUAAGGCUCGCAUUGCCCAAGGCCUCAAGUUCAAGGCCCUCGGCCUGGAUGCUGGACUCGAUUUCCACGGCCGUCUACACCGACCGAUGGCCAAGCAGCUCGCCAAAGCUCUAGAACCCUACCAGCCUCUCUUCAUUGAGGAGCCACUCCUUUGCGAGCACCCAGAGGCCAUUAAGCAGCUCUCAAACUACACAACUAUCCCAAUCGCUUUCGGAGAACGUCUCUAUACCCGCUGGGAUGUAAAACGCUUCCUCGAAGACUCCUCUGUCGACGUUCUUCAGCCUGAUAUUGCGCACGCCGGUGGAAUCUCCGAGACAAAGCGGAUCGCGACACUGGCCGAAACUUACGACGUUGCCAUCGCUCCGCACUGCCCUCUUGGUCCUAUCGCCCUUGCGGCAUCAAUGCAGGUGGCCAUUUCAACGCCCAACUUUGUCAUUCAGGAGAUGUCUCUGGGUAUGCACUACAAUGUUGAGGCCGGAGAUAUCGAUCUCAAUAGCUAUCUCAUCGAUAAGACGGUAUUUGAUAUCAAGGAAGGAUAUGUGGAUGCACUUCAAAAGCCUGGUCUGGGAAUUGAGAUUGAUGAGGAUUUGGUUCGCCGGAUCAGCAAGGAGACGGAGCCCUGGCAGCCAAAGGAGUUCCACGGGCCUGAUGGGUCGAUUCGCGAGUGGUAA
This is a messenger RNA of Penicillium manginii, 1068 nucleotides long. RefSeq lists its product as uncharacterized. Gene Ontology annotation, molecular function: galactonate dehydratase activity. Bases 1 to 1068 code for a protein of 355 amino acids. NCBI's taxonomy places the organism in Eukaryota, Fungi, Ascomycota, Eurotiomycetes, Eurotiales, Aspergillaceae. The record is from RefSeq and is a predicted model, not a curated record. Gene Ontology annotation, biological process: D-galactonate catabolic process; amino acid catabolic process. The transcript is spliced from 4 exons.